UGGGGCCACUGGGUAUCUCUCCACCAUGCAGCCAAAGAGACUAGGUGCCCUUUCCUACCUAAGGAGAAGCUCAAGUAGAGGAAUGUAAAGCCGCCAGCAUGCACUGAUGGAAGGGUUUGACUUUCUCCCUCGUUCCUUGGAGAUCCGAGGACCGAGGCCAGAUGAUGGGGCAUUUGGUCUCAUCCUCUCAACCCAAAAUGGCCCAUUCUCUCUCCGCUCCCACCCGCACCCAGGUGGCAAGCUGCUGACACUGUUUUUCUUUCUUCCUCCUCCCUCCCUCUCUCUUUUUUAUUUUUAAAGAAAAUAGCCGCCUGGCAGAAGGGGCCCUGCUGCGGUGGUCUCUCGCAGCCCAGCGCUCACAGCAAGACUGCUGUCCUCGGAACCGCUUUUCCGGAAGGCGGUGGGCCACCAGACAAAUUCUCAAACUGCCCAGCCUCCAGCAAGGGACCUCAAGUGGGGCUCCCCAAUAAUCAGGAGGCCAAGGGAUCUCACUUUAACCCCAAACUCUCAGCCGUUACCACCCAAACCCAAGCCGCUGCUGAUGCGGUAACCGCUGCAAUCCUUUCGGCAAGUAGGCCGCUUAGGUUCAGCGGUGCUUGUUCUCUGGGGUCCCUGUACUGUUCUGCCAUACCCCAGGCUUGGGCUAAGGACAAGAAGGAGGCUAGGAAGAGCAUUCCAAACUUCCAUGGGGCCCAGGAGAAGUGAAAGCUUCUCCUGCUGCUUCUUGAAGCCUCCGUCUCAGCCCUGCUCGCUCGCGUUCGGCCUGGGCGCUGUGGACCGUCCUCUGCAAUUUUGCCAGGAAGCAGGCCCGGUUGAGCUGGUGGGGGAUACCCAUUGCAAUAAUUGUUUUUCACAUACAACUUCCAACCCUUCCCCCCAUUUCCGCCCCAACUGGGAGACUUGCAAAGCCCAAGUAAAGGAAAAAGCUAUUCAAUCUUUGAUCAUGUCUCAUCCAGAAUUAAAAUGAUGAUGAUGAUGAUAGGGAGAAGGACACAAACAGACUAACCCUACCCCCAAGAAAGUGGAUGAAAAGCUAAACCCCCUCCUCUAAAAUGCUCAACCCUACGGUUGAGCCACGGCCAGGGUUUCUUUCUUUCCCGGCGGUUGCGGGGAGUCAGCCGGGAGGCUGCAGCCGCCGCCAUAGAGGUCUUGGGCCCGCGCUCCCGCCAAUCGCCGGGAGGUGGCGCGCUCUGCUCAGAGGCCAACGCCAACCUUCUCCUUGUUUCUCCCCCUUCUCCCUUUUCCCCCUCUCUUGGAGGCUCACAUUGAAUCGGCCCUAACGAUUCUCGGAUCGUCAUUAUUUGUAACCAUAGAGCAUGAAUUACCUCUUGAGGUCAUCAGCGAGAAUUUACGACUGGUCAACAAAAGCACGUGAUUCCCUAACGCCCCCCCAUCCCCCUUCCAACCCCCCCCAUAUUUGGCCGCAUACAUAGCAAAACGAAGUACAGUGCAUCGCUAUAAUUCAUUAAUACAUCAUAAAUCGUGAAGCACAGGGUUAUAACGACCACGAUCCACAAAUCAAGCCCUCCAAAAUCACCCAAAUGAGCUCGUACUUUGUAAACUCCUUCUCGGGGCGUUAUCCAAAUGGCCCGGACUAUCAGUUGCUAAAUUAUGGCAGUGGCAGCUCUCUGAGCGGCUCUUACAGGGAUCCCGCUGCCAUGCACACCGGCUCUUACGGCUACAAUUACAAUGGGAUGGACCUCAGCGUCAACCGCUCCUCGGCCUCCUCCAGCCACUUUGGGGCGGUGGGCGAGAGCUCGCGCGCCUUCCCCGCGCCAGCCCAGGAGCCCCGCUUCAGGCAAGCGGCGUCGAGCUGCUCCCUGUCCUCGCCCGAGUCCCUGCCUUGCACCAACGGCGACAGCCACGGCGCCAAGCCCACUGCUUCGUCCCCCUCCGACCAGGCGACCCCGGCCAGCUCCAGCGCCAAUUUCACCGAAAUAGACGAGGCCAGCGCGUCCUCGGAGCCUGAGGAAGCUGCAAGCCAGCUAAGCAGCCCGAGCCUAGCUCGGGCGCAGCCAGAGCCCAUGGCCACCUCCACAGCCGCGCCGGAGGGGCAGACUCCGCAGAUAUUCCCCUGGAUGAGGAAGCUUCACAUCAGCCAUGAUAUGACCGGGCCAGACGGGAAAAGGGCCCGGACCGCGUAUACACGCUACCAGACACUGGAGCUGGAGAAGGAGUUUCACUUUAACCGCUACCUGACCCGGCGACGACGCAUCGAGAUCGCCCACGCACUCUGUCUGUCCGAGCGCCAGAUCAAGAUCUGGUUCCAGAACCGACGCAUGAAGUGGAAGAAGGACAACAAACUGAAAAGUAUGAGCCUGGCUACAGCCGGCAGCGCCUUCCAGCCCUGAGCCUGCCCAGAGGAGCCCCGGGCGGCCCAAGAGCCCGCGUCACCCCAGUCCCAGCCCCUCUAAAUCUUCCCCGCUGCAGCCGCCCGCCCGCUGGGGACCGGUUCCCACAAGCCUGCCUUGCCCCGGCCUUGUGUUACGAUUUUUCGUUUGGUCUUAGGUCUUCCUGUGGCUCCCUCUCUCCUGGACUGGUUAUCUUGUUAUUAUUGUUAAUAAUAAUAAUUAUUAUUUUCCCUCCACGUUCCCCACUCCCUUCCGAUGGUCCCAAAUCUGCCAAUGUUUCUGAAUGUUCGUGUCUGUGGUUGCAAUCCUUCCCCCCGGGGAAAAAGAAAAAAGAAAUUCGCAUGUUUAAUGUGAACUUUCCCCUUCCCAUCUGUGUUCUAACUUAUUUAUAUAAAAGGAUAAUUGCUGUAUUUUGAGUUUCAGCUGGAAACUUCUCUAAGAGGCGGCAAUUGGAGGUGGGGUAGUGCCGCGUCUCAGGCCCAGCUGAGCUGGCCUGGGAGAUGGAGUCCAUGACUGUGUCUCUUUUUCACCCUCCUCUUCCUCCUCCUUUCCCAUUUCCCAGACCCAGGUCUUCCAGGGACUUGGUCCUGGGGUAGGAAGGGGGUAGGCAGGAUCAAAGGAGUGAUGCCGAGAAGAGGGGAGGAAAACAGUUAAGAUUUAAGUUCCUGCCGCCUGGGUAGGCCGCACAAGGCCUGGUCUGGGAGUAUAAGGAAACAAAAAUACUCUUCAGUGUGAAGUGUCUUGUGUAUUCCUCUGUGAAUCCAUAGGUCUGGCUAGAGGGCCCAAAGCUUGUAAAUAUGGGAAUAGUCUAGGUCAGACCCAUCUUUUCCUCCCUACCCAUUUCGAUUCCAAGACCAUUUGUAGUGAGCGAGUGGAUGCUGUACUACGUGUGAAAUCUGUCUUUGCCGGGCCUGUCUCAGUGAUUCGCUUUUGGUAUUUGUUUGUAGCUUUCCUUGAAGUCAAAUAAAUGUUUUCCCCAC
Nycticebus coucang (slow loris) is the source of this 3331-nucleotide messenger RNA. RefSeq names its product homeobox B5 (gene HOXB5). Bases 1542 to 2351 code for a protein of 269 amino acids. Gene Ontology annotation, molecular function: RNA polymerase II cis-regulatory region sequence-specific DNA binding; DNA-binding transcription factor activity, RNA polymerase II-specific. The record is from RefSeq and is a predicted model, not a curated record. Gene Ontology annotation, biological process: regulation of transcription by RNA polymerase II; anterior/posterior pattern specification. Gene Ontology annotation, cellular component: nucleus. NCBI's taxonomy places the organism in Eukaryota, Metazoa, Chordata, Mammalia, Primates, Lorisidae. The transcript is spliced from 2 exons.